Molecule: messenger RNA, 745 nt
Organism: Coccinella septempunctata (seven-spotted ladybird)
Lineage: Eukaryota; Metazoa; Arthropoda; Insecta; Coleoptera; Coccinellidae
Exons: 4
Coding region: 146-652 (168 amino acids)
Source: RefSeq, a predicted model, not a curated record
UCUAGGGAACCUUAGAAAGCAGCUUAGUUAUACAAUCACAGGGAAAUAAUUGGGUGUGAGCAAGGUUAUUGGUUCAACUAUAAAAUCAAUUGCAGUUCUCUUAUUGUUAUCACUUGUUCCAUUGAGGUAAAACGUGAUUGUUAAAAUGUACACUCUGGGAGCCAUCACUUUCUUCGCUGUAGUAGCUGCAGCUUCUGCCAGCCUCCAUGGUAUCCACGGAGGUGCAGUAAUUGCAGGACCAGCUGGUUCCAUCACCGCCAACGGCCUAGGCCACGCCGCAGUGGUCGGACCUACAGGCCUUAACUUAGGACACGCCGGUCUUGGUCUUGGAGUCCUUGGCGCCCCAGGACUCUUGGCUGCCCGUGGAUUGGGUCUUGGAGCUCUCGGACCACUUGGACUAGCUGCUCAUCUUGACGUUGGUCAUGGUGGUCUCGUAGGAUCCGGAAUCGAAGGACAAUGGGUCCCAGACAUCAACGAACACCUUUACGAUGACGGUUCUUACAAACCUCACGUAUACGAAGUCAAAGAUUCAGCUUCACCAGUUGGAGUUUUGGUACCUGCCGGAUCAGGCUUGGAAGGACAAUGGGUGCCUGAUAUCAACGAGAGGCUUCACGACGAUGGUUCUUACAAACCAGAGAUCUACGGAGCUUGAGAACCUUGUAUUAUUAUUGACUGAACACUAGCUGUACCUCAUGUAUUGUUUUAUAAAGAAGUAUAUAAAUAAAUUUUUUUUCAUGAAAACGUU